This is a messenger RNA of Medicago truncatula (barrel medic), 2071 nucleotides long. RefSeq names its product O-glucosyltransferase rumi homolog. The coding region runs from base 112 to 1620 and encodes 502 amino acids. The record is from RefSeq and is a predicted model, not a curated record. NCBI's taxonomy places the organism in Eukaryota, Viridiplantae, Streptophyta, Magnoliopsida, Fabales, Fabaceae. The transcript is spliced from 6 exons.
UAUUAUUUGGUAAAAAUUCAAACGGAUGAAUGUGAUGUGAGAUUGUGAGUGACCUUCUCCUAACCGAAAAUAGCUACCUAGAGCUUCCACACAACAUCAGAAUUCAUUCAUAUGAAGAAAUUCAAGAAACAACCCCUUCUUCUCAGAAAGACCCCUGCCACUCUUUACACUUCUCUUCUCUUCCUCCUCAUCCUCAUCACCGCUGCCUUCAUCUCUUCCCUCUGGUCUACGCUUUCGACAACAACUAAUAUCAAACCAACAACAACAACAAAUACUGUUGCAAACCAAACCUUAGUAGCAGCAAAUGUUCCUACGAAGAAUGAAAAAAUAAAACAUAGCAAUAAGUUUCAACCAACAGUACUGAAUUGUACCAUCAAGAACCAAACAUGUUCAAGCAGUAAUUAUCCGACAACAAAAAACAACAUGGUAUGUCCGGAGUAUUUCAAAUGGAUUCAUGAGGAUCUAAAACCAUGGAAGAAAAAAGGAAUAACCAGAGAAAUGGUGGAAAAGGCAAAGAAAACGGCGCAUUUUAGGUUGGUGGUAAAAAAUGGAAAAGGGUAUUUAGAGAAAUACAAGAACAAAGAAGCUAUACAAACACGUGAUGUUUUCACCGUUUGGGGUAUUCUGCAAUUACUGAGAAAGUACCCUGGUAAAAUUCCAGACUUGGAACUCAUGUUUGAUUGCAAUGAUAAGCCUGUUGUGCCCAUUGGCUUGGACCCACCACCUGUUUUUGGUUACUGUGCUGAUCGGUGGACACAAGAUAUUGUUUUCCCUGACUGGUCCUUCUGGGGUUGGGCUGAGAUUAAUAUAAAGCCUUGGGAACAUCUUCUGAAGGAUAUAAAAAAGGGGAACAAAAGGGUUAAAUGGAAAGACAGAGAACCUUAUGCUUAUUGGAAAGGAAAUCCGUAUACUGCCGCAACACGACUAGACUUCCUCAAUUGUAAUGUUUCAACCGCACAGGAUUGGAAUCUUCGUUUAUUUACGCAGGAUUGGAUUAAAGAGUCUGAACAAGGAUUCAAUCACUCAAACUUGGCAGACCAAUGUACAUAUAGAUACAAAGUUUAUAUUGAAGGAUACGCGUGGUCUGUGAGUGAGAAAUACAUUCUAGCCUGUGAUUCCCCUGCACUAUUAGUGAAGCCUCGUUACUACGAUUUCUUCACACGAAGCCUACAGCCAUUGCAACAUUAUUGGCCUAUAAGGGACACUGACAAAUGCAAAUCCAUCAAACAUGCAGUUGAUUGGGGAAAUAAUCAUGAGCAAAAAGCACAGGAAAUUGGUAAAGCUGGGAGCAAGUUUAUUCAAGAAGAGCUCAACAUGAAUUACAUUUAUGACUAUAUGUUCCAUUUGCUAAAUGAAUAUUCCAAGCUUCUCAAGUUUGAGCCAAGAGUUCCUGAAGAAGCCGUGGAGCUGUGCUCGGAGACUAUGGCUUGCACAAGAUCAUAUUCGAUGGAGAAGGAAUUUAUGGGUGAAUCAAUGGUUAGGGAACCUUCUACAAAAGAUCCUUGCUCCUUGCCUCCUCCAUUUGAUCCCACAUCACUUAGGAUUUUCUAUGCAACGAAACAAAAUUUAAUCAACCGAGUUGAGAGAUGGGAAGAUGAGUAUUGGAAAAGUUACCAAUGAUCAAAUACAUACACACAUUUGAAUUGAUUAGCAAUUAGCAAUAUAAAUAGUAAGCUGGUAACAAAAAGUGCACUUGUCCUUCUUGUUCCUCAUCCUUUGAGUUAUUGAUUGAAAUACAAAAUCUAAAAAAAAUAUUUAAGUGCUGACUUAGGAUGCAUACUUUGUAAGAGAUCGAGUAUCUAGAUGACUAGAUAGCAUUUAUCAAUUUUUAUUUCAUGAUGUUUCAUCGAGAUUCUUAAAUGCAUAUGUAAAAUGGUCUUGCACCAUGCACAAACGUCUUUUUUACUAUUGGAUCAAUAAGUUGCAUCAUAUUUCAUUUAAUCUAAUGGUGAGAUUUAUUGAUCCAAUGAUGAAAACUAACUUGUGUAUGAUGAUAAGAUUUGUCACACUCUGUUGUGUACCGUAAAAUUGUUCAUUUAUAAAAUUACAUAGCACUUUAUUUGUAGAGAAA